Molecule: messenger RNA, 1293 nt
Organism: Talaromyces amestolkiae
Lineage: Eukaryota; Fungi; Ascomycota; Eurotiomycetes; Eurotiales; Trichocomaceae
Exons: 1
Coding region: 1-1293 (430 amino acids)
Biological process (GO): transcription initiation at RNA polymerase I promoter; nucleolar large rRNA transcription by RNA polymerase I
Cellular component (GO): RNA polymerase I core factor complex
Molecular function (GO): RNA polymerase I general transcription initiation factor activity; RNA polymerase I core promoter sequence-specific DNA binding; TBP-class protein binding
Source: RefSeq, a predicted model, not a curated record
AUGAUCCAGCCAAAAACAUCCGUGUUUUCUUUGCCUCUUCAGUCUUGGCAGCAAACAUCCAGUACCCGCGUACAGAAGUUCGAAGUCCAAGAUGAACAUAAGGUCGGGCGAAAACGACGCCGGUCGGAAGUGGUGGACUUGACACAAGACAGCGAUGACCUGGCAACUACAGACUUUGAAUCAGGCGUCGAAUCAAGUCAAAAUCUCACACAGUAUCCCGUUCUCACUCCUAAUGAAGCACAUCAAUACCGAGUGGCUGGUCUUUCGCUGGACCAAGAGCUUCCUGGAGGAGAUUUUCCCCACGCACCUAUAAAAGAUAGAGACAAGAAGAGAAAACGAUUCAAGAGACUAGCGCGAAAGUUGCAACAACAGUGGCCUCCUAUCUAUCUACCUGGAUCUCAGACAACUGAAAAUACCCUGCAUAUUCAGCACUUGGGUGUUCUCACCACUAUCUUACACCGAUCUCUCUUAGAAGGUGACUUUGUGCGCGCUGGUCGCGUAUGGGGCAUGCUGCUCCAUGAGAGGUUCGGUAAGGACCCGGUGGACAUACGUCACGGAGGUCGAUGGGGCAUCGGUGCUGAGAUAUUAUUUCGCCAGACCMCCGCUGGCACAAAUGCGUCAAAUAACMCCAGCCAUAUCUUCACACGUCCAGGAUUCGAAGCAGCAAAAGCUUACUACGAAAGACUCAUCAUUCAAUAUCCAUCUCGGUCUGCUCGCAGUUCGGCUAGCAGCUCUCUACAGUUCUAUCCCGCUAUGUUUAGUCUUUGGGUGUAUGUUGUCGACUACGAGAGUAAAGUGGCAAGAGACGCUCUUGAGCAGGAAGAGGAUGACAUGGACUCGGAGCCAUCGGCAGAUUUCGGCGCAAACAUGUCAGACGACGACAAUAACGCGCAUCGAAACGGAGGCAUGAUGACCCGAGUCGCCGGUAUUAGGCGCAAGGAAUUAGCUGGAGCACUAGAGAUUGCAGCUCGUAUGGAUGAAAUCAUGGUUGGACCGCCAUAUUCCGACAGUCCGGCACUUUUGCGACUUCGCGGUAUGGUGGCUUUGUGGGUUGGCGACCUUCAAUUGUCGUCAUUGGGCCGUCAGGAAGAGGAUGAUGAAGACGCUGAUAUGUCUGAUGACGAAACCAGGAUGUCCAGGAGUGCCUCUGCUAGUCGUCUUCUUGCAAGCAGAGAAUUGCACAUUGCUUUGGAGAGGCGGGCCAUAGAAAGUUCCAAGGCGAACGAAUUAUUCGAAAAGGCAAAGGCGAGACAGCAAGGCGCGAGCCAAGCCACCGAAGAUCCUGACUUAUGA